UAAAUAACGAAAAAAGAAACUACAGAAUUUGUUAUCUAAAAGAAAAAUACAACCCACUUUACCGCAUAUUUAAUUAAAAUAAAUUUUAUUACUGCAAAGAAUUAGUAACCAGUUGCAAUUUGGACGACGACAAAGCGAGUUGAUUAGAAAACGUUGGAAGCGAGCAGCUAAAAACGAUUAGAGCAAAAGAAAAUUGAGAACAAUAAACUUUGAUUUUCGAUUGUUCGUGAGGUUCAAGAUAAAAAUUUUAAUAAACAACAAACUCCUUAAAAAUGGCUACUUUUCAAAUGGGUCCUCAAACUCAUGCCGUUCCAAUGGCAUUGUUUCGCAAAAAUCGUCAAAAGGUGUGUGCCGCUCUAAGAGAAAGUAGUGCAGUGGAAAAGGGAUCGUUUGUUUUAUUGGAGGGUGGCAAAGAUGUCAGUUUUAAUGACACCGAUACCAACUAUCAUUUCCGCCAAGAAUCCUAUUUCCAGUACUUAUUUGGCGUCAAGGAACCCGACUGUUUUGGUGUUUUGAAUGUUGAGAGUGGAGAAUCUGUAUUGUUUGUACCCCGUCUUCCCGAGGAUUAUGCCACCUGGAUGGGUCGUUUGUUGAGUUUAGAGGAAUUCAAGUGCAUGUAUGAAGUUGAUCGUGUUCUGUAUGUCGAUGAGCUGAAUUCAUUCUUUGAAAAAGCUGCUCCAAAAUUGAUUUUAACUUUGAGCGGUGUCAAUUCCGACAGUGGUCUCCGUUCUAAGCCUGCUUCUUUCGAGGGCAUAGAGAAAUUUGUUGUCAAUUGUGACAUUUUACAUCCCAUUGUUGCUGAAUGCCGUGUCAUCAAGUCAGCCGAGGAAAUCGAGGUGUUGCGUUAUGUAGCCAAGGUAUCUUCAGAUGCUCACAUUAAAGUCAUGCAAUUUAUGCGUCCCGGACGCAGUGAAUAUGAGGGUGAAUCUGUAUUUUUACAUCAUUCAUAUUCUGUUGGUGGUUGCCGUCACACCUCCUACACUUGCAUCUGUGGUAGUGGUGUUAAUUCUGCUGUUUUGCAUUAUGGCCAUGCUGCUGCUCCCAAUGACAAGGCUGUCAAGGAUGGCGAUAUGUGUCUCUUUGAUAUGGGUGCCAAUUAUUGUGGUUAUGCCGCCGACAUCACUUGCAGUUUUCCAGCCAAUGGUAAAUUUAACGAAGAUCAAAAAUUCAUUUACAAUUCCGUCUUGGCUGCCCGUAAUGCAGUGCUCAAGGAAGCCAAAGAUGGUGUUUCCUGGGUAGAUAUGCAUCGUUUGUCUUGCCGUGUAUUAUUGCAACAUCUUAAGGAGGGUGGCAUGUUGCAGGGAGAUGUUGAAGAAAUGCUGGCUGCCGGUUUGGCUGGCACUUUCCAACCUCAUGGCCUGGGCCAUUUGAUUGGUCUCGAUGUCCACGAUGUGGGCGGUUAUUUGCCCGAUCAACCAGCCCGCCCCUCUGAGCCCUGGAUUAGCAAGUUGCGUUUCGCUCGCGUUCUUCAGGAUGGCAUGUAUGUCACCGUUGAGCCUGGCUGUUACUUUGUGGACAUUUUGAUGGACAAAGCCUUGGCUGAUCCUAAACUCAAUAAAUUCAUUGUUAAAGAUGUCUUUGAACGUUUCCGUUUGUUUGGCGGUGUACGCAUAGAAGAUGAUGUUCUCAUUACCAAAACUGGCAAUGAGAAUUUCGCCAUUGUGCCACGUACCGUUGAAGAAAUUGAAAAGUGUAUGUCUGAACGUAACUGAGGUGGAGAUCGAAAGUUCUACCUACUUCCAAACAAUUUAUUGUUAGAUUAUGAGAAAGUUAACGAUGUGUGUACGCAAUUGAAACGUGUAUAUAAUCAUUAUAAGUAUAUUAUAUUUUGUUGAUAUUUAUAUAAAAUAUUUUGAAAAAAAAAGAAUUUAUUAUGGCUUACAAUUUUGAUAA
Messenger RNA from Calliphora vicina (urban bluebottle blowfly), 1893 nucleotides. RefSeq names its product dipeptidase C (gene Dip-C). The record is from RefSeq and is a predicted model, not a curated record. The transcript has 2 exons. Bases 273 to 1712 code for a protein of 479 amino acids. Gene Ontology annotation, molecular function: metalloaminopeptidase activity; manganese ion binding. Lineage: Eukaryota; Metazoa; Arthropoda; Insecta; Diptera; Calliphoridae.